Molecule: messenger RNA, 679 nt
Organism: Gossypium raimondii (Peruvian cotton)
Lineage: Eukaryota; Viridiplantae; Streptophyta; Magnoliopsida; Malvales; Malvaceae
Exons: 2
Coding region: 146-532 (128 amino acids)
Source: RefSeq, a predicted model, not a curated record
UAUAAUCAUCUUUUACCCAAUUUAGGGUUUCAAAUAAACUCAGUCUCACACUCCUCCGCUUCGUUUUGUUUCUGCUUCUUUGUUUCCGUUCAGGAGAAAACCAUAUCGUAAUCUCUUCUUGGAUCUCACUGCGAGAUUCAACCUAAUGGCGAAGAAGGGUUCUUCAACGACGCCUUCUAGAAAAGCAAAAAAUAAAAAAGAAGAAUCUGUUCCAGAACAGAAUAAUUCAGCUUCUAAAGUGGCUGGUAACGAAAUCGACGAGAUAUUUGCAGGUAAAAAGAGGAAGAAACCCGACCCGAAAGGGUCCGAGAAACCGAACGGCGAUGAAAUUUCAAAACCCAAAUCGUCGAAAAAGAAGAGUAAAAAGAGUAAAGAAACCAACAGGGAAGGAGGAUUCAAUGAAUCUUCUUCUCGGCCUCGGAAAAGAACAGCAGAUGGUUUUGCAAUUUACACUGAAGAAGAAUUGGGUAUUAGUAAAUCUGAUGCUGGAAGUACGCCACUAUGCCCAUUUGAUUGUGAUUGUUGUUUUUGAUAAAUGGGAUUUUGGUUUUAAUUUAGUCUUUGUUACUUUAAUUUUCAAAUUUCAGAAAUUUGAGGGUUUUAGGCUAAAUAUGAUUGUUGUAUAACGCAAGGCAUGAAGUUUUUACAUGAAAUGCAAAUUUUGAUUCAUUCUCUUCCA